This is a messenger RNA of Colletotrichum lupini, 1545 nucleotides long. RefSeq lists its product as uncharacterized. The annotation marks the transcript as partial. The record is from RefSeq and is a predicted model, not a curated record. NCBI's taxonomy places the organism in Eukaryota, Fungi, Ascomycota, Sordariomycetes, Glomerellales, Glomerellaceae. The transcript has 3 exons.
UGUGGCCAGGAGAACCACCAUCCGCAAGUUCGCACCAACAAGCACCGCAGACGCAGGGCAAACGCGCCCUACCCAAGACGAGAUAGCGAGCACGAAGCUGCUGCACGCACAUCCAGCUUCGGCAGCAUCGUCUGGUUUCUUGUCUCACUGCCCCACAAACCGAGCGGCCUGAUCGUCUCGACCGUCUCUGUGAGUCUCUUUUCGUGGCUUGAGCUUUUCCUUCGCGGCAUCUGCUACAUCCUCUGCAACGUCCGACACCCAAGAAAGACCAGUCGUCUCGUUGGUGUUAUUGAGUUCUCCGUCACCAAGCAUACCUACUACGGUGGCCUGCAUCGGCUGCUUGUCUUGACCAACCCAACACCUAGUCCGGCGCGCUUCCCAGACUUCACGCGCGGCGUACCUUGCUUUGCAGCUGGCGAACGAACGAAUCAACCAACGGGAGCCCGAAGCUAUUGCUUUGCUUUGCUUCCAUCGCUCCUUUCGGACUCUGCACCCUCGUCGUUCGCUGCUCCAUCAUUCGCCGUACCUGCACUCCUGUCGUGUCCAUCGAAUAACUACACCAAACGAACGACACAGUGUAUCUGGAGUACAUACGACUACUGCAGUCGCCAAACCCCAUUUCACACGCCGCCACCCAUUUCACUCAAACUUCAAAGUAGCUUCUUCUCCAGGAUUCCUUGCGAAGAAGAGAGAUCGGGUUUGGACAACUUACAAGCCACGACUUCAACCGGGCCCAGUUCCAGUGGCAGACGGGGCAGGCGAUCCUCAGUCUCCUCCUUCAACAAGGCGCUUCCUACCUUGCGCAUCUCACCGCACAUUGCAUCCUCAGGGUCUCUCGGCGCAAAACGAGACUACGCUCACCCUAGACUCCACUCUGCCACAUGCGCUGGCGAGCUUCUGGACCUGUCUCGAGCCGCUACUGGCUCAGGCGCAGGCUCAGGCGCAGGCACAGGUCUCUUCCCAUUCGUACCUAUCCUGCCAGGACCAGAGGUGUUCUCUGUUCUCCCGCCCUGUCCCGGCUCCUCGAGCAAGGUUCGCGCCACCCGCUCUUUCUUCUCCACCCCGCCCACCAUCGCUGGACCUUGCCAUACAUACCACACCGGUCCGCCUCAGCCCAAGCCUGUCCGAACUUCCUCCUCCCACCUUUCUCUUCAACCACAGUCGUUCCUUUUCGCAAACACCAGCCGUCCUCCGGUGGUGGGGGUUGCGCGCUUUCGAUUUUCCCCCGAUAAGCCCAUACCUAAUCACGAGCCAUUCACCAGUAAACAAGACGAAGAAUUAUCACGUCCGUCUGGCUCGUCGCGACGACCUAUUUCCUUGACCCUACCUAUCUACAGUAUUGCGACGACGAUUCCCGGACGUCCAGACGAUCCAUCCACGAAUAUCAUAACACGAGGCGACACUUGCGACGACAUUGACCACGAUUACCAAGACAACGUUUUCUUUUUCUCUAUUCCAUUCGACCAAUGUUUUGACGAGAAAGCGCUGUUGAAUCGCACGAUCCUCGAAUCCAGCCGAGGCCGUCGCAUACCUGAUUGCAAUUGA